This is a messenger RNA of Penaeus monodon (black tiger shrimp), 1422 nucleotides long. RefSeq names its product zinc finger protein 189-like. Gene Ontology annotation, biological process: regulation of transcription by RNA polymerase II. The record is from RefSeq and is a predicted model, not a curated record. Lineage: Eukaryota; Metazoa; Arthropoda; Malacostraca; Decapoda; Penaeidae. Bases 61 to 1137 code for a protein of 358 amino acids. The transcript has a single exon. Gene Ontology annotation, cellular component: nucleus. Gene Ontology annotation, molecular function: DNA-binding transcription factor activity, RNA polymerase II-specific; RNA polymerase II cis-regulatory region sequence-specific DNA binding.
UACAUUAGCCAUGUAGUUAUACAUUCUGUUAUCUUCGUUCUAUUUACCAUUCAUAGGACGAUGAUGAGUAUUCUCCCUGACCGGAUUCCCUUGGCUCAGCUCUCAGAUGAGGAAAUGUUGGGCACAGGAGUCUGUAUCAAGAGAGAACUCGACGAAGGUGUCACCGAAGACAUGUAUUUAGAAAUUAAGGAAGAACCGUAUGAUUAUGCAGAUGAAGCAAAAUAUAAAGUGAGUGAAGUAAAAGUGAAAGAAGAAUUUCUUUUCUUCAAGGAUCUUCAAGACCUCAGGCAGGAUGUAAAUGAAAAAGACUCAUGUGAUUUUACUGUGGAUUGCAACGAUAUUUCAUCAGGAGCACCAUUAGUGGCCGAGGAUUGUGGGAACAGGUGCUCGUCAGAUUGGGAUGAGGCACCACUUAAGGAAACUUAUGAGGAGGUUACACAUGGAAACGUGGAUAGGAAAUUGAAGUGUUUUUCAUGUGAAGUGUGUGGCAAGACGUUCGAUAAUAAGACAUAUAUAAAGAUUCAUAUGAGAGUACACACAAAGGAGAAGCCAUAUGGCUGUGAAUUUUGCAACAAAGCUUUCUCAAGGAAGAGUGACCAAGUGAAGCACAAAAGAGUACAUACAAAGGAGAGGCCAUACAGCUGUGAAAUUUGCAAGCAAGCCUUCUCACAGAAAAAGAGUUUAGUAAAGCACAUGAGAGUACAUACGAAUGAGAAACCCUAUAGCUGUGAGAUUUGCAAUAAGGCCUUCUCAGAUAAAUCCAAUUUAGUGGAACACAUGAGAGUACAUACAAAGGAGAAGCCAUACAUCUGUGAGAUCUGUAAUAGGGCUUUUGCUCAUACUAGUUCAAGAGUGAUACACAUGAGAGUACAUACAAAAGAGAAACCAUACAGCUGUGAGAUUUGCAACAAGGCCUUCUCAAAGAAUUGUUCCCUAGUGCAACACAUGAGAGUACAUACUAAGGAGAAACCAUACAGCUGUAAUAUUUGCAACAAGUCCUUCACUGUGAAAUGUAGUCUUGUAAAGCACAUGAGAGUACAUACAAAGGAGAAGCCAUAUACCUGUGAGAUUUGCAAUAAAGCCUUCUCUCUAAAAUACGUUCUAGCACAACACAAGAAAGUACACACAAAGAAAUAAUGUAGCUGAGGUUUCUCUCAAGAAAAAUUGAUUUAGUGAUUUAGUGAUUUACGUAAGGUUUCCCUCACACAAAAUGAUUUAGCGAUAGUGUGCAGGCAUGCAGAGUAGAAGCCAUAUAGGUAUUUAGCCAUAUAGAUAUCCUCGAGAUUUUCGUAUUCUUGUAUUCUCUGGAAAGAAAGAAUACCAGAGUGUACAUAAAGGUUUCACAUAUAACAAAUAUUUUAGUUUCCAUUGACUUUUUAUCCAUAUGCAUAUGUCUGUUGUCACUGACCAGGGGCGUUCAAA